CGACUGUCGAACAUUAAUAAUGGCCAAGUUUUGCGCAAACAUCUCUUUCAUGUUCAAUAAUAUGCCUUUAGUGGAUAGAUAUGUGGCUGCAAAGAAUGCAGGUUUUAAAGCUGUGGAGUCAGGAUUUCCUUUUAACUACAGUCUGGAUUUAAUGUUGUUAGCUAAAAGUAAUGCUGACAUUGAACAGGUGUUGAUAAACACGUAUACAGGUGAUGUGACAAAAGGAGAGAUGGGAUUUGCUGCAAUUCCAGGUAAAACACCGGAAUUUAGAAAGAGCAUGGAAAAAACAAUAACAUAUGCUAAAGCCCUUAAAGUGAAAAAAAUUCACAUCAUGGCUGGAAAUGUGGCAAAACCAACACCUAAAAAUGAUGUCUGCUACAUAGAGAACCUAAGGAUGGCAGCUAAAAUGUUAGAGGCUAAUAACAUUAUGGGUGUUAUUGAACCCAUUAAUAACCACACAGUUCCUGAUUAUUACUUAAACUCUUAUGAGAAAGCUACUGAUGUUGUUAAAUGUAUUGACAGUCCUAACUUAAAGAUCAUGUUGGACUUGUUUCAUAUGCAGAAAAUUUGUGGUAAUCUAACCAUGACUAUCGAAAAGUUGGUACCAUAUACGGGACACGUUCAAAUUGCUCAGAGCCCGGACCGUCAUGAGCCAGAUAGUCCAGGAGAAAUAAAUUACCCUUAUGUUCUGGACGUUCUCAGGAAGGCCGGAUAUAAUGACUGGAUAGGCUUAGAGUACAAACCUGCUGGAGACCUUGUAUCAGGGUUGAAAUGGAUCCAAUCAUUUGGAUAUGAAUUGUAAAAUAGUCAGUUUAAAUAAAUGUUUCUAUUUAUAAGUUAAAAAA
Nicrophorus vespilloides is the source of this 845-nucleotide messenger RNA. It is a transcript of the gene Gip, whose product is annotated as putative hydroxypyruvate isomerase. The coding region runs from base 20 to 802 and encodes 260 amino acids. Gene Ontology annotation, molecular function: hydroxypyruvate isomerase activity. Gene Ontology annotation, biological process: glyoxylate metabolic process. The record is from RefSeq and is a predicted model, not a curated record. The transcript has 4 exons. Lineage: Eukaryota; Metazoa; Arthropoda; Insecta; Coleoptera; Silphidae.